GCCUCCCAGGGGCUGGGUUAUGCCUGCGGUCGCCGGCGCUGUUUUUGCUAAAAUCCGGCGCAAAAUCAGCUCGUGGGGGCGUGACUAGGACCAUUUUUUUACGCCGGUGCUAAAAAAGCGUUUGGGGUGUCUUGGGGAGCCUAGUGGAGAUGCUCUUAACCCCCGGCGUGGCCACUGGCCAGUUUGUUUAGAGCAUCUCCAGCCGCGUCCCUAACAGGCCCUUCACAUAUGAAUUUUUAGCGCCGGCGGAUGAAAAUCGGCACAGUCGCGCCCUUACGAGUCUUUUUUCGCCGGGUUGGGCUGAAAUAACAGCCGGCGCGCUGGGGGACGCCUUGGGGCGCCGACACAAGCGAAAAGUGGUGUGGGGCCGCUCUGUCGGCGAGUUGAGAGCCUUUUCCCGCCGUUUCUUCCCGCUUUCCCCCCACUCAUUCUCUCCAUUCCUCCCGCCAAUCUUCCUCCCGCUCACCUCCCAGCCGGCCGCCAUGCCGCCGAAGAAGUACGCGAUCCCCCGCGCCGCGACAGCUGCAACCGCCGGCAUCGCCCAGCCGAAGCAGAGGAAGCCGAGGGCGCCGCCGUCCAAGCCACCGGGCAUGUCCAACGCCGAUUGGAGGGCGGAAGUUCAGCGCAGGGAGGCUGUGACCACCGACCGGCGGAACAAGGCCAACGCCAAGAAGGCCCGGGACAGCGUGCCGCUCGCGGCGGCGACGGCGGCGGAGCAAGCCGAGGCGGCUCGCGUGGGGAUGAUGAAUCCACCCAGCGGCCACGCCCAGUACGCGCCAUGGAGCCAGCAAAGUGUCGGCUCUCCAGCCUGCUUCUCGUCGUCGCCGCAACCCUGGGGAUGCACGCCGUCGCCGACUACACCGACGGGGACGCGCACUGUGGGUUCAGCCCCAACGUCACCUUCCCCCAUGUACACCCGGCCCAGCGCACGCCCUCGCCCGCCUUCGCCGGCGUGCAGUACCCUCCAUACAACUACUCGCCGCCGACCUACGUGUCCUCCCCGACGCCCCCUCUCCGCCGUGGCGCGCUGCCCUUCUCGCAAGCUUCCACGUCGCACCUCGGCGACACCGACGCGACCGAAGCCGAUAUGGAGGACAUCAUCACGGCAGGCUCGGCCGCGGCCGCCGCGUCCCCCAGGUUCGCUAUCCAGGACGACACGGUGGACCUCAGCGGCGGCAUGGACGGCGAGCUCGAGUACGGCGAGGAGGAGCCGGACGAGCAGGAGGAGGAGGAGGAGGAGCCGGCGCCUGUUCCGGCGAGGGGACGCAAGAAGAAGAAGGGGGCGGCCAGGACCGGCGGCCCGCCGUGUGAUGCGUUGCGCACGCGUCCUUUCUUUUUUUGUACGCCGAACUAUUUAUCCGAUCGCCGAACUGUGGCCGCAGAUCGCCGGACUUGUGGCGUUUUUUGUGAGUGGGAAUGACCAAGUUU
Molecule: messenger RNA, 1428 nt
Organism: Triticum aestivum (bread wheat)
Lineage: Eukaryota; Viridiplantae; Streptophyta; Magnoliopsida; Poales; Poaceae
Exons: 1
Coding region: 779-1420 (213 amino acids)
Source: RefSeq, a predicted model, not a curated record